CGCCCCGCGACCCACACAGCCGGCGGGCUACUUAAGGCUGUCGCUGUCUGCGCCACUCCUCUCUGCCCGACACCACACCACCACCCACCACUCUCUCCCUCACCAUGCCGAGCGCACCCUCCAACGGUGCCUCCAGCAGCAGCGCCGGCCUCGCCAGCAUGGCACCCGUCAAGGCCGCGCUGCUCAGCGUGCCCGGCACCGGCACACACACGCCGCGCGCCGCCACGCCCGACCACAUCCUCAAGAACACGACGGGCUACACCGACACCGUCUUUGAGGGCAAGACGGAGCAGGCGGCCGCCGUGCAGACGCUGCUCAAGGGCAAGGGCUUCAUCCCGCCGGACCUCGUCGACGCCGAGGUGCAGUGGUUCUACCUCAACCUGGGCAUCGAUGACACCUACUUUGCGCUCGAGUCCGUCGAGACGAUCGCCGACCACAUCAUGGCGCUCUUUGGCGCCAAGAUCCUGGCGUACACGAAGCACUCGAGCAGCCUCGACAUCGACCUCGAGCACACGACGGACAACGGCGCCGUCUUUAUUCACUCGAGCAAGGCCGGCGAGAGCCAGACGGGCGGGCCGCAGUGGGAGCGCCGCAUGGACGAGAACUACCUCGACAAGUCGUCCGUCAGCAAGGCGUACCGCCUCGAGACGUACCGCAGCGCCGGCAGCGUGUCCGCUCUCUCCAAGCAGCAGCUGCGCUGCUACUUCCUGGCCAAGUGCAACUUCGUGCAGCCGAUUCCCGAGGCGGGCACGCCCGAGUACUCGGACGUGACGCGCGUCGGCGACAAGACGUUCCUCUCCAAGGCCAGCUCGAACACGCUCGAGAUCUACCAGGCCGUCAUGGACGAGGUGCUGCGCCGCCACGGCCCCGUCAUUGAGAUGUACGAGGUCGAGGGCAGCCGCGAGCGCCGCGUCGUCAUCGGCUACCGCAUGGGCACGACGCGCAGCUACUUCAGCGCGCUCUCAGACCUCUACCACUUCUACGGCCUCUUCUCGUCGCGCAAGUACGUCGAGCAGUUCAGCAACGGCGUCACCGUCAUUACGCUGUACCUCAACCCGAUGCCCGCGUCCAAGAGCCCGCCGAUUGAGCUCUCGAUCCACCAGAUCAUCAAGGAGGCGUCGCUCAUCUUUGUGCUGCCCGACAACCCCUUCUUCCAGCCCGGCGCGGGAGACCACGCCGUGCAAGAAGCCGCGUACGCCUACUGCGGCUGGCUCUUUGCGCAGCACUUCUGCAACCGCCUCGGCCAGGCCUACCAGGCGCUGCGGAAUGUGCUCGACGAGGCAGACCCGGCGCACGCGUCGAUCCUGAACGACAUCAAGCUGCGCUUCCGCGAGGAGACGUUCACGCGGCAAUCGAUCCAGGAGGUGAUGCUCGCGCACCCCGACCUCGUGCGCCUGCUCUACGUGCACUUUGCCAACACGCACUACCCCGGCGGCGCCGACGACCACGAGCUCGUGCCGACGCUCAGCUACCAGCGCCUCGUCAAGGAGGAGGUGCUCGACGACGAGGCCAUGUGGGCGCGCAUCCGCAAGGCGGCCGCCAACCCGCACGAGCUGCAGGUGCUGCAGGCGCUGCUGUUCUUCAACAAGGCUGUGCUCAAGACCAACUUCUACACGCCGACCAAGGUCGCGCUCAGCUUCCGCCUCGACCCGGGCUUCCUGCCCGAGGCUGAGUACCCGAUCAAGCCGUACGGCAUCUUCUUCGUCGUCGGCGCCGAGUUCCGCGGCUUCCAUGUGCGCUUCAGCGACGUGGCGCGCGGCGGCAUCCGCAUCGUGCGCAGCCGCAACCGCGAGAACUACUCGAUCAACCAGCGCACGCUCUUCGACGAGAACUACGCGCUGGCGAGCACGCAGCACCUGAAGAACAAGGACAUUCCCGAGGGCGGCAGCAAGGGCACGAUCCUGCCGACGCUCGACGCCGACCCGCUGCUGGCGUUUGAGAAGUACAUCGACGCGCUGCUCGACCUGCUGCUCGUCGGUCAGACGCCGGGCGUCAAGGAGGAGCUCGUCGACCGCCUGGGCCGCGAGGAGAUCCUCUUCCUCGGCCCCGACGAGGGCACGGCGGGCUACAUGGACUGGUGCGCCAACCACGCACGCGAGCGCGGCGCGCCCUGGUGGAAGUCGUUCACGACGGGCAAGACGGCGGCGACGCUCGGCGGCGUGCCGCACGACACGUACGGCAUGACGAGUCUCUCGGUGCGGCAGUACGAGGUGGGCAUCCUGCGCAAGCUCGGCCUCAAGGAGGAGCACGUCACCAAGGUGCAGACGGGCGGCCCCGACGGCGACCUGGGCAGCAACGAGAUUCUGCUCUCGAGUGCCGCGUGCGUGACGAUCAUCGACGGCGCGGGCGUGGUGCACGACCCCAAGGGCAUCAACCGCGCCGAGCUCGUCCGCCUCGCCAAGGCGCGCCAGAUGAUCUCGCACUUUGACGUGUCGAAGCUGUCGCCGCAGGGCUACCGCAUCCUCGUCGAGGAGAACGACGUGCGCCUGCCGUCGGGCGAGGUCAUCACCGACGGCAUGUCGUUCCGCAACAGCGCGCACCUGCGCUUCAAGGCCGACAUGCUCGUGCCGUGCGGCGGGCGCCCCGAGUCGAUCAACAUCUCCAACGUCAAGGGCCUCUUCGACGCCGACGGCAAGCCGCUGUUCAAGUACGUCGUCGAGGGCGCCAACCUGUUCAUCACGCGCCAGGCGCGCCUCGAGCUCGAGCGCCGCGGCGUCAUCCUCUACCCCGACGCGAGCGCCAACAAGGGCGGCGUGACGAGCAGCUCGCUCGAGGUGCUGGCGGGCCUCUCGCUCUCCGACGACGAGUACCGGCAGUGCAUGAUGUUCACCGACGGCAAGCCGAGCGACUUCUACCGCAGCUACGUCGCCGACAUUCAGCGCGUCGUCAUCGACAAUGCCGAGAAGGAGUUCGAGGCCAUCUGGCGCGAGAGCGAGAAGACGGGCAAGCCGCGCAGCACGCUCUCCUCGGAGCUCUCGGCGGCCAUCAACGCCCUCUCCGAGGAGCUGGCGGCGACGGACCUGUACGACAAUGCGCGCAUCCGCGCCGCCGUGCUCUCGCGCGUCUUCCCGCGCACGCUGCUCGAGAAGGUCGGCCUCGACGAGCUGUGCCGCCGCGUGCCCGAGCCGUACCUCAAGGCCGCGUUUGCCGCGUCGACGGCGGCCGACUUCGUCUACAAGUACGGCCCCACCGCCACGGCCGUCUCGUUCUACAAGCACAUCAGCGGCCUCACGGAGGGCUCGCGCUAGACGUUCCCACGCGGCCCGCGCCGGGGCUGGCCGCACAUGUUGACUCCACGGUGUCUGUCGACGCCCUGCUACCUACCCUAUCUACUAGAGACGUGUCACGAGAAGCGAAAAUUGAAUGGC
This is a messenger RNA of Tilletiopsis washingtonensis, 3368 nucleotides long. RefSeq names its product putative glutamate dehydrogenase, NAD(+)-specific. Bases 105 to 3248 code for a protein of 1047 amino acids. Lineage: Eukaryota; Fungi; Basidiomycota; Exobasidiomycetes; Entylomatales. Gene Ontology annotation, cellular component: mitochondrion. The record is from RefSeq and is a predicted model, not a curated record. The transcript has 8 exons. Gene Ontology annotation, molecular function: L-glutamate dehydrogenase (NAD+) activity.